Molecule: messenger RNA, 228 nt
Organism: Dentiscutata heterogama
Lineage: Eukaryota; Fungi; Glomeromycota; Glomeromycetes; Diversisporales; Gigasporaceae
Source: the annotation of a GenBank genome assembly
AUGUCAGUAAUUUAUCAAAAAUUUCAAAUUUCUUUAUCUGAUAUACAUGAGUAUGAGCAUUCUGAAUUUUUAAAAGAAUGCUUAACCAAUCAAUCGCAAAGAUCUCUAUUAAAUAUAACUGAAACAAAGAUAUUAACUAAAGAGGCGAUAGAUAAGUUUUACAAAAAAAUUUUACCAAAUUUAGAUUUGAAAGAGAUUAAAAUUUUAAAAAUCAAUUUGGCGUAUUAG